CUUCUCUUUCAUUUCACUUGUUGAAUAGUCCGUGUUUGGAAUCAGGGAUAAAGAUGAUCAGAGGUGCCAUGUACGUGUUUCUGGCUGCAUUUUUGUUCUUCAAUAUUGCUGAACAUGCUUCUGUAAGUUGUGCUUUGACGAGUGAGUUGCAGAGAAAAAUUGCAGAAGCAAACGAAAAGGGGCCUUAUCUAGGUUUAAUCAUACCAAAUUCUUUUGAACUUAGCCCUCUUCUUCAGAACCCAGGCUACACACCCUAUGACACCGUAAUAGACUUUGCUGGAAAGAGAUUUCGGUUUGGAGCCAUUGGUGACAAGCCUGUCAUACUGGUGAUGACAGGAUUGAGCUUGAUAAAUUCAGGUAUAACAACUCAGCUUCUCCUGAGUUUCUUCGCAGUAGAAGGAGUAGUGCAUUACGGCAUUGCUGGAAAUGCAAAUCCUUCCUUGCAUAUUGGAGAUGUAACCAUUCCCAAACAAUGGGCUCAUCUUACACUUUGGAGUUGGCAGAGACAUGGACUGGGACCUGAUGAUACGUUACCCUUGGAAGACAAUGGAGACUACACCAGAAAUUUAGGGUUCUUAAAAUUUGCAGAUUUCACCACAAACGUAAGUGAUGAUAGUUCCGCAGACAACCAGCUAAACAAUAUAUGGUACCAACCUGAGGAAAUUUUUCCCGUUGAUGGCGUUCCGGAAGAAAGGCAGCAUGCCUUCUGGGUUCCAGUUGAUUCCAAUUACUACCGCAUUGCUGAAAAACUUCAGGGGUUGAAGUUAGAGUCGUGCGUAAACUCGACGACGUGCUUAAGCUCAACGCCGAAGAUGCAGUUUGUGAAGAGAGGAAUUAGCCAAAGCAUCUACGUGGACAAUUCGGCAUACAGAACAUUCAUCUACAACAAAUUUGAAGUGAGUCCGGUGGACAUGGAAACUGCAUCUGUCGCUCUUAUAUGCCUUCAACAAAGGAUACCUUUCAUUGCUAUUAGGGCUCUCUCCGACUUGGCCGGCGGUGGCUCCGCCGAGUCCAACGAAGCCGAUACCUUCUUAUCCAUCGCCGCCGCUAAUUCUGUCAGCACCGUCAUUGAGUUCGUUAAGCUCUUAUCUUCCCACUGAGUAGCAAUCCACGUUGCAUAUGUAACAAACAAACAACUUCGCCGUACGUUGUUUCCCAAUAAUAAUAAUAAUCCAUGCAUUCAAUUAUUCUAAUAGAGUUUAUGAAG
Vigna umbellata (rice bean) is the source of this 1207-nucleotide messenger RNA. RefSeq names its product bark storage protein A-like. NCBI's taxonomy places the organism in Eukaryota, Viridiplantae, Streptophyta, Magnoliopsida, Fabales, Fabaceae. Gene Ontology annotation, molecular function: catalytic activity. Gene Ontology annotation, biological process: nucleoside metabolic process. The record is from RefSeq and is a predicted model, not a curated record.